AUGGCGGAGUUGCGAGGGAUGCUCUUGCUGCUGCUCUGUGUCUCCCACUCUUCUGCCACAGACUGUGGUAUCCAGAGAUCCUCCAGCGUGGACGAGUCCGAGGAGAACGUGGUCAGCAGCACGGAGUUCCCGUGGGUGGUGUCGGUGCAGGACUCGCAGUACGUCCACCUGGCUUUCGGCUGCAUCCUCAGCGAGUUCUGGAUCCUCAGCAUCGCAUCCGCCUUUCAGAACAGGAAGGACGCUAUCGUUGUGGUCGGCAUAGCUAACAUGGACCCCAGACAGACUGCUCACACAGAGUAUCCGGUCAAUACUAUCAUCAUCCACGAGGACUUCGAUAACCACUCAAUGAACAACAACAUAGCCCUCCUGAAGACAGACUCAGCAAUACACUUCAACGAACUGGUCCAGUCCAUCUGCUUCCUCGGCAGAAGGCUGCACAUGCCACCAGCCUUGCGGAACUGCUGGGUGUCGGGAUGGAACCCCACGUCUGCAACAGGAAAUCACAUGACGAUGAGCAUCCUGAGGAAAAUCUCCGUGAAAGACAUCGACCUGUGUUCCUCACGCAAACUCAAGAAAACGGGAUGUGGCCACCACCUAGAGCAGGAAACUGAAGCCGUCUGCUUGGGAGAACCAGGAAACCCGAUUAUGUGCCAGCUACAGCGGUCGGAUCUGUGGGUCCUGAGGGGAGUCCUGACCGAAGGUGGCGAGCCAUGCCCUGGCCUGUUUCUAUACACCAAGGUGGAAGACUACAGCGACUGGAUCACGUCCAAGACGAGAAGGGCCAGUCCUCCCCUGUCUUCCCUCCACCACUGGGAGGAGCUGAUGUCUUUCCCCAAGGACGAGUCGCAGCGUCACGGUGUCGUGACACAAAGUGUGCACAUUCAGCUGGACCAUGUCGCAUGGUCCCAAACAAAGACCACCAUGCAUCCAUGGCCAGCAAACAGCUCUAGAGACAGUCUAGACUUCAGGGAAAAGAGCCUGGGGGAGCCGCGCAGUUCCUCUGAGCAGGCCAUACAACCCGCGUACUAUGACUAUUACGGAGGGGAGGCUGGGCAGGGUGGGUCUAUCGCAGGCCAGAACAGGUUGCAUCAGCCCCAAGAAAUGUUCUCCGUUUUCUUUGUGCUUGCAUUCUUUUGUGGCGGUGUCUAG
Messenger RNA from Lepus europaeus (European hare), 1149 nucleotides. It is a transcript of the gene PRSS54, whose product is annotated as serine protease 54. Lineage: Eukaryota; Metazoa; Chordata; Mammalia; Lagomorpha; Leporidae. Gene Ontology annotation, biological process: proteolysis. The transcript has 5 exons. The record is from RefSeq and is a predicted model, not a curated record. Bases 1 to 1149 code for a protein of 382 amino acids. Gene Ontology annotation, molecular function: serine-type endopeptidase activity.